Molecule: messenger RNA, 4575 nt
Organism: Danaus plexippus (monarch butterfly)
Lineage: Eukaryota; Metazoa; Arthropoda; Insecta; Lepidoptera; Nymphalidae
Gene: hppy
Product: mitogen-activated protein kinase kinase kinase kinase 5
Exons: 23
Coding region: 149-3538 (1129 amino acids)
Biological process (GO): protein phosphorylation
Molecular function (GO): ATP binding; MAP kinase kinase kinase kinase activity
Source: RefSeq, a predicted model, not a curated record
CUGUAUACUCUGUGGUGUCAGACGUCAAUUGGAGAUGUCGGGUUUAUGUUGUAAAAAAUUAGUAAUAUGUCUACGUUUUUAUGUUACAAUUAUGUGAAUAAUGAGAUGAAAGUGUAAAUAAAUAUUAUAUUAGUGCUCGCUAGUGAUUAUGGCGCAUAGUGGUGGUGUUUUAAGUUCAGAUAUAUCUAGAAGAAAUCCUCAAGAUGAGUACGAGCUCAUUCAGAGAAUUGGUUCGGGCACUUACGGAGAUGUGUACAAGGCGAAACGUCUCAACGGUUGCGGUGAGCUGGCCGCCAUCAAGGUGAUCAAGCUGGAGCCCGGCGAUGACUUCGCCAUCAUCCAACAGGAGAUACUGAUGAUGAAGGACUGCCGGCAUCCCAACAUAGUGGCCUAUUACGGCUCCUAUUUGAGGAGAGACAAGCUCUGGAUCUCUAUGGAGUAUUGUGGAGGGGGCAGCCUGCAGGACAUCUAUCACGUGACGGGUCCCCUCACGGAACUUCAGAUCGCCUACAUGUGUAAGGAAACGCUUACCGGUCUAUCAUACUUACACAGCAUGGGGAAGAUGCAUAGGGAUAUAAAGGGGGCCAAUAUACUUUUAACCGAGUGUGGUGAUGUGAAGCUCGCCGACUUCGGAGUAUCAGCACAGAUCACAGCUACCAUCAACAAGAGGAAGAGCUUCAUUGGCACGCCGUACUGGAUGGCACCCGAGGUCGCAGCCGUUGAGAGGAAGGGUGGAUACAAUCAGCUGUGUGAUAUUUGGGCCUGUGGUAUCACAGCUAUAGAACUAGCAGAACUUCAGCCUCCGAUGUUUGAAUUGCAUCCCAUGAGGGUGUUGUUCCUCAUGUCCAAGUCGGGGUUCAAACCCCCACAGCUAAAGGAGAGGGAGAGGUGGUCGCAACUCUUCCACGGCUUCCUCAAACUGGCCCUCACCAAAAACCCCAAGAAGAGACCCACCGCUGACAAGCUGUUACAACACGCUUUCUUCCAACAAGACAUGUGUAAGCGCCUGGCUAUUGAAUUGCUCCACAAGUACUCAGACCCUCCCAACUGCAGUCAAGACAUGGACGAAGACGGGGGUGUUUCGGAUGUGCCUCAACGUAUCGCCUCUCGUCAGACGAGAAGAGAUAGACCACAGCAUCUAAGAUUGGACCACGCCCUCAGAUCUUCCGAGGAACGUCGGUCGGGAGUGUACGACGAGUCACCAAUCGUUGAGCUGGACCCCGUCGACGAGAUGGGAGAUCGGGAAGACGGGGGCACUGUGAGGAGGACGGGAUACCACAGACAGACCAGCGAGGACUGGAGCGUGGCCUCCCUCAUGAGUUGUCCCAAACACAACCCACUGUCCCAGGACCUGACCACAGACUCGAUGCCGACCAGCGAAAACAAGUGGUGUCGGGUCCUCACUGGUGACGAUAUAAUGAGAAUGACCUUGAGGAGCCUCUUGCAAUAUAUUGACGAAGAAUUAAUGCUCAGGGCGACAUUACCUCUGACCGCUGAGAACGCGUCUAUAGCGCAGGCCAAUUCCGGCCUCUCUAUACACGACCAACAUCUCUCGCAAUGUAUACAAUUAAAACAGAAUUUCCUCAACAAUUCCACGACGAACGUCUACCAGAGCCUCGCCUCCAACUUCCAAUCUCCCGUCGGUAACUCAUCUAUAUCUAUAGACGAUCCGCUAAUGAGGAAACACGACACAGACAUACUGUACGUAGACCAAGAGGACGAGGCCAAUCAUUCCCAGUUCAGAAACGCGAACUGCGAGUGCGGGCUGUGUCCCAAGCCGGAAACCAGGGGCAACGACACGCUGAGCGACCUGCAGAGGUCGGUGGCGUCCAAGUGCGCCUGCGACGCCUGCACCUCCAACGGAGACAUACUGAGCUACUACAAGCAUUGCUCAAACCAGAACACCGACUCCGGCAUAGUGUACUGCGACGUAUGCAAGAAGCAGAAAAUAUCGGUGUCCAACUUCAGAGCGCUGCAGAUAGCGAACCGAUUGCGGAUAUCGGACUCCAGCAAGGUGGAGAACGGCGAGACCUCGGACGACGACCUGUGCAGGAAGAUAGACAUGAGCCUCGACAUGGACGAGAACAAGCCCUACGAGCACAGGAAGAGGCACAACAGACAUCACUCGGACUCCGCGGCGGCCGGCAUAGACUUGAGCCAGUUCUGUCAGUGCGAACUAGGAAACAGCACCAAGAGAAAAACCUCCUCCGUAGACGAGAUAUUCAAAAUGGUGGACGACAACGGAAGGGAGGCGGAAGUGGCGGACGAGGAAGUCAAAACUGGCCAGAGGCAAAGGAGUCUGUCCGACAGCCAGAGAGAUAAGGCUAAAGUGGAAAAUGAUGCAUCAUCAACCCCCCCAGUACCUCCUCGGAGGUCUAGAGCUCGUCGUACUAGAACACCUCCUCGACCAGCGCCGAAUGGUCUCCCGCCCACGCCCAAGGUCCACAUGGGCGCCUGCUUCUCUAAGGUGUUCAAUGGUUGUCCGUUGAGGAUAAACUGUACAGCAUCAUGGAUACAUCCGGACACAAGGGAUCAACAUAUACUUAUCGGUGCUGAGGAAGGUAUCUACACUCUGAACCUCAACGAGCUCCAUGAGACAGCGAUGGACCAGUUGUGUCCCAGACGAACCAUAUGGAUGCAUGUCAUCAAAGAUGUGCUCAUGUCACUCUCCGGUAAAACCCCCUCCCUCUACCGACACGAGUUACUAUCGCUGUCAGGCAGUGGUAGGGGCGGCAGGAGCGGGGCUCGGUCGCUGCGAGUGGUGCCAUCCAGAUUACUACCACGAAGAUUCGCUCCCACCACCAGAGUGCCGGACACUAGAGGCUGUACCCGCUGUGCGGUGGCGCGGAGUCCCUACAACGGGUACAAGUACCUCUGUGGCGCGACACCGGCCGGUCUGUUCCUGAUGCAGUGGUAUGAUCCCCUGAGGAAGUUCAUGCUGCUUAAGAAUAUAGAAUGUGUUCUGCCGUCACCGUUAUUGGCCUUUGAGCUGAUCAUAACUCCCGAGUUGGAGUAUCCUCUGCUGUGCGUGGGUGUUACAAGGAAACCUCUGAGACUGAAUCUGAUUAAUAUAAACUCUGGUGCGAGUUGGUUCAAUUCCGAGGAGCUGGCGUUAUUACCAGGUGGCUCAAACACAGUGGUACCAAGGCCUGAAAGACUUCACACGUUGCGAGCUGUGAGACAACUUAAUAAAGAUUCGGUACUCGUCUGUCACGAGAACCUCGUUGACAUUAUACCAGUGUUGCCGUUCGAGAGAAGAAGAAAUAAAUUACUGUCUAGAAUACAGUUCGACUUCAAUAUUGAUAGUAUAUUGUGUCUGGCCGACUCCGUGCUAGCCUUCCAUCGUCAUGGAGUCCAGGGUCGGUCGCUGAGGAGCAACGAGAUCACUCAGGAGAUAACAGACGCAUCCAGAGCAUACCGACUGCUGGGACACGAUAAAGUUGUUGUUCUCGAGUCACAUUUAUUGCAGAACAACACACUAUCUGGUGAAGACGGAAAUGAUUUGUACAUUCUGGCCGGACACGAGGCUUCAUAUUAAAUAAAUAUUGUCUUUAUGGUUAUUAUAGUAAGCGAUUCUUGCUAUAAGUGAUAUUCUGGGUUGCAACCGCCCAUACACCAGCCUCGAGAUGAAAGGUUCAUACAUAACUUUAUUCUGUUAAAGCUGUCCGGCUUAACAAAGUGCACGACCAGAACCAUACAUAGGUUUGGUUUCGUGGUUUGCAGUGACUUGACAAUAGAUUAUAGUUUGCAGCUUCCCAGUGAGAAACAAUCGAAUAUUAUGAUAUAUUAAAUAGAUAUUGGGUUAUAUUGAUCGAUGUUAUUCACAUCUUAGGCCCGAGCACUGCCAUUUUAUUAAAAUCCAUUCCGUGGAUGUUUGAAGCAAUAAAUAUAUUAUUCGUGACCAUCUCUAGAUAAGGCUGUAGCAUAAAACAAAUACAAUAUUAAUGUUUCGCUAGUUAAAAACAUUAACAUGAAAGAUAUAAAACGCCGCUUCUAUUUAUAAAGGAUAGCACAAACAUUGAAAUCCCACGACGGUGUAGUCUGGGUUUAACUAACUAAUGGAAUGUAUAAUGAUAUUAAUAAAGUUCAAAUUGGUAAAAAGACAUUCAUUAUAGAUUGUUAACAAAGCUCGCUUUAUAUAUAUUAUUUUUUUGUAAAUAAUUUCAAUUAUUCCAAUUUAGUUUUAGCGAAUUGUAAUAUAUCAAUAGAUUAGAUUAAUUUCGUUGUAAUUAAUUUUUAUAGCAAACCUCAUUUCUGAGUGAAAAUGGACUGUUUAUUUAUUUUUAAUCUGUUGUUUGCUUUAACUUUUUUUUUUACAUAUUUUAGAAAUCCCAAAUAUGAAAUGAAAUAGAUUAAUUGCACCUUUCCAAUGUUUCUUUCUAUUUAAGAAUAAAAUUUUGGAUAACAAAAAUUUAGAGAUGUUUCUAAAAGGUCAUAUAUGACUUAUAUAUAUAAUUCCAGACGUUUUAUCCCACUCUGUAUCGGGACGUUGUAUACUCUUUAUUUAUUUUUAAUGAAUUGUAACACCCAAUAAUCCCAUUUAUUUAAACAUCUAAAAUAAACUUUUAUUUUCUA